This is a messenger RNA of Periophthalmus magnuspinnatus, 3476 nucleotides long. It is a transcript of the gene nr1d2b, whose product is annotated as nuclear receptor subfamily 1, group D, member 2b. The coding region runs from base 430 to 2019 and encodes 529 amino acids. The record is from RefSeq and is a predicted model, not a curated record. NCBI's taxonomy places the organism in Eukaryota, Metazoa, Chordata, Actinopteri, Gobiiformes, Gobiidae. Gene Ontology annotation, molecular function: RNA polymerase II cis-regulatory region sequence-specific DNA binding; nuclear receptor activity; zinc ion binding. Gene Ontology annotation, biological process: positive regulation of transcription by RNA polymerase II; negative regulation of transcription by RNA polymerase II; hormone-mediated signaling pathway. The transcript is spliced from 8 exons.
GAGAAACAGUCAGAGAGCCAGAUCCUACCACAGCACGAGCAGCACCGCGGACACCUCUCCCGACAGCUCAACUUCUACCAAACUCUGCGAUUCUGCGGAGAAACAACGGCAUUAGCCACAUCAACAACACGUAUUUGCUCCAUUUUUGAUUAGAGAAGCUUCCAGAGCUUACGAGGACUUGUCGCGACAACUUAGGCGUAGAAAACUUACCCACGAUCAUUCAAACCGUUAAGCUCUCCUGUUAGGUUAGCUGCGGAGGAGAAAGUUAGCUUAUUUUUUAACGUUUUUGUCGUGGUCGCUUCGUCUUGAUACAUGUUGUAGCCUUUUUAUAGAGACAAAUCAGCGACUUUAGAGUUGCUGAACACUCCAAACCGAAAAAACGGCUUCAACACUAAGGUAGCAGAGGAGGAGACCCUAAAGUCCAAGAACAUGGAGUCGACAAAAGCCGGUGUAAUUGCGUACAUCAGCUCAUCCAGCUCGGCGUCCAGCCCCGAGUCCUGCCACAGCGACUCCUCCAACGGCAGCUACCAGUCGUCCUCACCCCCCCACGGCUCCUCCCCCCGACGAGGCCCCGGGACCCUGCCUCCUCUGAAGGGACGUGGGCCAUCCACUGCCAAGUGUGGCAUCACCAAAUUGAACGGGUUGGUGCUGCCGUGUAAAGUGUGCGGAGAUGUGGCAUCGGGUUUCCACUACGGCGUGCACGCAUGCGAGGGAUGCAAGGGUUUUUUCCGGCGGAGCAUCCAGCAGAACAUCCAGUACAAGAAGUGCCUGUUGAACGACAACUGUCCCAUCAUGAGGAUCAGCCGCAACCGCUGCCAGCAGUGCCGCUUCAAGAAGUGCCUGCUGGUGGGCAUGUCCCGGGACGCGGUGCGUUUUGGGCGCAUCCCGAAGCGAGAGAAGCAGCGCAUGCUCCUGGAGAUGCAGAGUGCCAUGAACAACAUGAUGAACAGCGAAUUGCAGAGCCCUGCCCUCAACAUUCCCAAAGCUCAGCCCGCCAACAUGGACGCUACCUCGUCUCCCUCCUCCUCGCCCCGCUCCAGCCAAUCGGACUCCAGCUCAGACCCGGAGCCCAGCGUUUCCAUGGACACCAGCUCCGGCUCCCCCAGUGCGUCGGACAGUGGAGAGGAAGAAGUGAUUGGAUCAGUGACUCGCGCCCACCAGGAGACCUUCAUGUAUAACCAGGAGGCCACAACCACUGACACUAGUGUGACCAAUCACAGCUCAGAGCAGCGCCAGAACGACUGGAACCACCGCAACAACCUGGUCACCAUGGAAACCCAGCCAAACCAGGACGCCAGUGCCUGUCCCUUCAAAGUGCCCCAGAGCAGCUCGGGCUCCUGCCCAGCCCCCUGCCCGGCCCCUGAGGGCCCCGCACACAGGGCGUACGGCCGCCCUGUGUGGAGGGGGGGCACCCGGAUGCACUUGGUGUGUCCCAUGAACCUGUCCCCUCACGUGGACCCAGACAAGUCAGGCCCGUUGGUGUGGGAGGAGUUCUCUCACAGCUUCACCCCUGCAGUAAGGGAGGUGGUGGAGUUUGCCAAGAAGAUCCCCGGCUUCAGAGAGCUGUCCCAGCACGACCAGGUCAGCCUGCUCAAGGCUGGCACCUUCGAGGUGCUGGUGGUGCGCUUCGCUUCCCUGUUCGAUGUGAGGGAGCGCACGGUCACCUUCCUGGGGGGUAAGAAGUACAGCAUGGACUGCCUGAGGGCCAUGGGGGCCGGAGACCUGCUCAACUCCAUGUUUGACUUCAGCGAGAAGCUCAUGAACCUGGGCCUGAGUGACGAGGAGAUGAGCCUCUUCACUGCUGUGGUCCUGGUCUCAGCGGAUCGUUCUGGCAUAGAGAACGUGAACUCUGUGGAGGCUCUACAGGAGACACUGAUCCGUGCGCUCCGCAGCAUCAUCACCAAGAACCACCCCAACGAGGCGUCCAUCUUUACCAAACUUCUGCUCAAACUGCCCGACCUGCGCUCGCUCAACAACAUGCACUCAGAGCAGCUGUUAGCAUUCAAGGUCCAUUCCUGAGUCCCCCCAAGUACCUCCCUCCUCCUCCCUCCCUCCAGAGACUAAAGGACCAGAGCCGGACCAGGGAGGGACCAUCUUAAGUAGGAGAUCCUGGUCUCUAAAACUCGGACGCGAAAUGGGGGAAUAAACUGAAAAUCCAAUCGUACUGUAGGGAGAAUGAUGUGUACAGACGAGACGCAGUGCUAGACGUGUAUGUGUCUGUGUUUGUGUGUGGAGCAGAAGCCAUGUUUCCAGCCAGAGGUACAGGGAAGUGCUAAUAUGCUAAUGCUAACAUGCCAAUACUAAUGUCAGGUACCAAGGAAAUGGAAAUGAUCGACUACCCUUGGAUUUGGAUACUAAAAAAUUUAACUUUUGUUCUGUUUGGAUAAAAAACAUGAAAUAUGAAUAUUAAAACAAAUAGUAAACUGGCUAAUAUUAGAACUUAAGUGUAACCUUCGUGUAAAUAUUGAUAGAAUGUAAAAUCUAACACAAAAUAUAAUAACAUUUCAUAGUUAAGCCUCUUCAGUUGUCUGAAGGAGCAGCCAUUAUUUAUGAAUACAUUUUUGAAACACAGCGCCCACUACCUUUGGAUGGAAGACAUGGCUCCUCUGUUUUGAAACUGUACAAACAAUGGAAGCACUUUCCUUUAUAGUGUAGCCUGGUGUCUUUGCCUUCAUAGUGCAAUAUGUGACUGCUUGAAAACUGUAAGGAUGAAUCAUCAAAUCCAACCUUCACAAUUAUCUUUUUUCUUUGGACACUGGCUAAACAAUAGGGGAGUCUUCUUUACCGAAAAUGUAGAAAACUAUUUGGGUAUUGUGGCAACGCUAAGAAAAUAUUCUGAUUUGAAUUUCCAUGUCGCAGUUGUGUUGUAUGUUUAUUUCCUGUUUACCUUUUUAAGUUAUUUGGGCAUUGCGACAAAUAAAAAUGGCCGCUUUUCCACUUGUGGACCAGUGGAGAUGAUGCUGAAAUCUUAAUGAUUUUGUUUUGAAAAUUUGAGUACAUGUGUAUUUUUUUUUUUUUUUUUUUUUUUUUUUUACUGUAAAUUCUGAUUUUGUUUGUCCUGAGGGGAAUACAGUCUGGAGUGUCCAUUUGGGCUCUUUAACAUCACAACAGAAGUGAUCGCAGGCUCCAGCUACACCCGAUUUGCUUGAAAACAUUUUGUACAGAAUGUAUAGUAUAGAGUUACGAAUAGAUGCGUUAUACGACUAAACAAACUAUGAUUGUACUUUCACUGAUUGUAGUUGAACUAAGCUACAGUGUGAGUGAGUUGCCGCCGGUGCAUUUGUCGCGUUGACGUUUGAAUUUUGGGACUCUUCUGUAGAAUGUGUGGAUAUCCAAAGCUUCUGACGUCGUGCUCAUGUGUUUCUGUUCUCCUCUGUCAAAGGAUUGCAGUAUGCAUAGAUUUCUAUAUGAAGAGACGUGCUAUCAAGACAGUACUGUAUAGAUAAAUAUAUCGACAAAUAAAUUUUAUAAAUGCA